AUGUCUGAAUCCAACAACGACCCCUCCGCCACGCCUUCCUUGUCCCACGAUCCUCCAUCUCUACCCGCCUCUCCGGUAGGCCUCCUCGGCGUCCACCUGCAGCUGAAGAUGCGCCACCGUAAGCGUACCAAGCACAUCGACCUCGAGCCUCCAGCCAACGCCACAAGCGCCCUACACCACGCUUCAACAAUAGCCGCCGGCGACGAAUCCGGCACCGCAACUCCGACGCCCAUCGCAAUGUCCACUACCACAGCUGCACUGGCCCCUGCGCCCGAAUCGACGACCAUGCAGGUUCAGCUGCUGUCGGAGAACGCCAAAGCCCCGACCAAGGGCUCCGCCUUCGCCGCUGGUCACGAUCUCUACAGCUCAGCCGACACGGUCAUCCCGGCACGGAAGUGGGCACUGGUCCCGACGGACAUCAAGAUUUCGGUACCAGCUGGAACCUAUGGCCGUGUCGCCCCUCGCUCUGGCCUCGCCUUCAAGCAUGGUAUCGACACUCUCGCAGGCGUCAUCGAUGCUGACUACCGUGGCCCGGUUGGCGUCCUCCUCGCCAACCUGUCCGACGUCGACUUCGAGGUCAAGAAGCACGACCGCAUCGCGCAGCUCGUCAUUGAGAAAUGCGUCAUGGCCGACGUGGCUGUUGUCGAGAAGCUCGAGGACACGGUCCGUGGUGCCGGUGGCUUCGGCAGCACAGGUGGCUUUGGUGCUGAGAAGAACGGCGCUUGA
This is a messenger RNA of Lasiodiplodia theobromae, 726 nucleotides long. RefSeq names its product Deoxyuridine 5-triphosphate nucleotidohydrolase. The coding region runs from base 1 to 726 and encodes 241 amino acids. The record is from RefSeq and is a predicted model, not a curated record. Gene Ontology annotation, molecular function: dUTP diphosphatase activity; magnesium ion binding. Gene Ontology annotation, biological process: dUTP catabolic process; dUMP biosynthetic process. The transcript has 3 exons. NCBI's taxonomy places the organism in Eukaryota, Fungi, Ascomycota, Dothideomycetes, Botryosphaeriales, Botryosphaeriaceae.